AUGGACAUUUGUGGCGGGUUCGAUAGUAGAGAAGAUUCCAUUGAUUCGAGGAGUGAUGAUGAUGGUGAUGUUAGUGACAUGUUCGAGGACAAGCCCGCCCCACACUGUCGGCUGAUACUCUAUCGUGAUGGAGUCGAAGGGUCUUUCGAUGGAGUCAACACCCUGCCGCUGCAGCGGAGUCGUGAGGUUCUCCUGCUUGGCAUCACGGAUCGGUCAGACGUGACGUCGUGGCUGGAAGAAUUUGCUGACAGUAUACUGCAUGCGUCUUACUUAAUCUACGACUCCUACCCUGAACUCGCCGAUAACACGAAUACCACAUGCAUAGGUAGUGUCCUCAUCUACUUCCAGUCACAGAGUGCAGCUGACAAAUUCUACAACCGCUAUCAUAACAGGCACUUUGGCGGGUCAGGGUCGAGACAUACUGCGGGCCCAGUCUGUUACGUCGUAUUCCUGAGUGAACUGCGAGUGAGCACCUCCAAAGGCAUAGAAGAAUUCAGAGCCAAUGCUAGCGUCAGACAGGGCCGCGGCACUCCGUUGCCAUCGUGUCCAUAUUGUCUUGAGCGUUUGGAUGUGACCGUUACCGGUAUUAUUACUGGCAAGCACGGAUGGCUCGAGAUGCCGUCUGGUUCAAACCGAGCAGAUUGGUGUGCAUGUUGCGAGAAAAUGCUGAUGCCUGCUGCCACUAUGAAGUGUGAACAGUGGGAGGCUAUGCAUACUCGGGAAGCUCCAAUGUGGGUUUGCCUUGUAUGUGGUCAUGUGGGGUGUGGGCGAUACACUAAGGCGGCCUGUGCUAAGCACCAUGCGUUGGAAACUGGACAUAGUCUUUGCGUGGAGGUGUCCAGCGGUCGGAUUUGGGACUAUGAGAGGGACGCAUUUGUGCAUCGACGGCUUGUACAAGAGUCUGGUAAAAUGCUCGACUUGGAACCAGCGGCUGAGUCCUCCUCGCCAGAAUCAUCAGCUGAUGGUCAUGGAGUGCGAAGGGUGGGUAUCAACGCAGAACCCAGCUCAACGGCCAGAAGCGAGUUGGAUAUACUCCUGAGCUCACAGAUAGAGGAAGAGCGUCGACGGUACGAGGAAGCGUGUGCGGAGUUGCAGGCAGUUGGUGAAAGUCGAACUACGCAUGAACGUUAUUUGAUGGAGAUGGUUGACAUGCCUGAGCUAGAGAGGACCGAGUAA
Messenger RNA from Perkinsus marinus ATCC 50983, 1176 nucleotides. RefSeq names its product brca1-associated protein, putative. Gene Ontology annotation, molecular function: ubiquitin protein ligase activity; zinc ion binding. The record is from RefSeq and is a predicted model, not a curated record. Gene Ontology annotation, biological process: protein ubiquitination; Ras protein signal transduction. Gene Ontology annotation, cellular component: cytoplasm. The transcript is spliced from 10 exons. Lineage: Eukaryota; Perkinsozoa; Perkinsida; Perkinsidae. The coding region runs from base 1 to 1176 and encodes 391 amino acids.